This is a messenger RNA of Hansenula ciferrii, 678 nucleotides long. RefSeq names its product DNA-directed RNA polymerase III subunit C31 (gene RPC31). Gene Ontology annotation, biological process: transcription by RNA polymerase III. Gene Ontology annotation, cellular component: RNA polymerase III complex. The record is from RefSeq and is a predicted model, not a curated record. Bases 1 to 678 code for a protein of 225 amino acids. NCBI's taxonomy places the organism in Eukaryota, Fungi, Ascomycota, Saccharomycetes, Phaffomycetales, Wickerhamomycetaceae. The transcript has 2 exons.
AUGAGUUUCGGAGGAAGAGGCGGUGGAGGUGGAUUUCAAAGGAAUCUACCCUUUGGUCUAGAUUACAGUGAUCUUAACAAUGGUAAUAAAGAAAAUGAAAAACCACAAAUACCCUUACCUGUUAACGGUAACUCAUCAAAAUUAGAAAAGAUUGUUGCUAGUCAUUUUCUAAACUUCCAAACAACUGUUAAAGAUGGUCCAUUUUAUACUGGUUCAAAUUUAGAAAUAGAGAAUACAAAAGGUAAAACUGAAAUAGAUGAAGAAGGUAUCAAUGAUGGUUUAAAGAGAUACUCAGAUAGAUAUAGAAAGAAGCGUAAAAUAGGGAGAUCUAUUGACGAACAUCCAUAUGUUAUAGAGUUUUUCCCACAAGAGUUAUAUAAAGUCAUGGGAGUUGAUGACAAAAAGAAGAAAAAAUUAUUAUCAUUAGCCAAAUUAAAGAAUUCAAAAGAAGUUUUAGACAAUUUAGACAACCCAGCUAUUGGAGAAUCCAUCUUAGAGAAGCUUAAGGAUAUGGCUGAGGAUGAAGAUGAUAAAGAAGAACCUGACCCUGAACCUGAAGAGAACUUUGACGAUGAAUUUGAAUCAGAUGAUGAUGAUGAUUAUAACGCUGAAAAAUAUUUCGAAGAUGGGGAUGAUUUUGCUGAAGAAGAUGAUUUCAAUGAUGAGGCCGCUUUUUGA